Messenger RNA from Amaranthus tricolor (Joseph's coat), 1441 nucleotides. RefSeq lists its product as uncharacterized. Gene Ontology annotation, cellular component: cytoplasm. Gene Ontology annotation, biological process: protein refolding. Bases 1 to 1257 code for a protein of 418 amino acids. The transcript is spliced from 6 exons. Lineage: Eukaryota; Viridiplantae; Streptophyta; Magnoliopsida; Caryophyllales; Amaranthaceae. The record is from RefSeq and is a predicted model, not a curated record.
AUGGAGAGAAGUACUGCUCAAUUUAGCUCAGAUAUAGAAUAUAGACCUGCAGAAAUUUCAGCAACUAAAAUGGGUAAUAAGCGAAUUAAGGCAGCGGCUGAAAUUAAAUCAAGUGUUUGUGCAUUGUUAGUAACAGCGAACAGAGACUUUGGUCCAAAAAAAUCAACAUCUUUGUUCGCUGUUACUAACAGCGUACAAAAGCAGAACUGGUCAAAACAAGUCAAACUUUUAUUCGCUGGUUUUCUCAAACAAGUCAUUUACUUCUUCGAUGAAGAUGUUUCAUUUUUUGAUGUAACAAGAUACCCAACACAAUCUACUCGUACUUGUAGACUGUAUUUGUUGGUUUACCAUUUGGAACUUGAAAUGCUUAAUGGGAAACUGUUUGUUGUUCCCAAUUCAACCACCGUAUACGGCGGAUUGCUUCUGUGGAGCCCACUUAAGCGAUGGCGGAGGAGGACUGAUAUUUUCUGCGUUUCAUCAAUUACUAAUAAGCACCAGCAAAAUCAUUACUCAGUUUUAGGAAUUUCCCCUUCUGCUUCUUCUGAUGAUAUCAAAAAGGCUUAUCGUCUUCUUGCCCGUAAGUGGCAUCCUGAUGUUAGCAAGGAUUCACAAGCCGGCGAAGUUUUUAAAUGUAUUCAUCUUGCAUACCAAGUUUUAUCGAAUGAAGCAACAAGGGUUCAAUACGAUAGGGUGCUUAAACAUGACGAUGAACCCAUCACAAGAAAUACUUUUGAUUAUUCUGAUUAUGAAUACGAAUUAAGAAGGCAGAAAUGGAAUGAACUCAAGCAAAAGAUUCGAAAUGAUAGAUACCACAAACGAUAUAACGACGGAGGAGAUAAAUUUUCUUUUUUUGAACAAUCGGACGAAGAACCUGAAGACAUGGCAGAAGAUGAAAGAGGUCCGUUUUCUGAAGUUCUUCAAUCUGCUUUUCUCUCCGUAUUCCUAGCGCAAACAGUCGGCUUCCAGUUAUCUCUCAUGUUUAGCACCCUAAUGGCUUGGUUUGAUGGAAAGUUAGACGCUGGGUAUAAAUUCGGUUACUUGAUUGCUUGGAUUCUUGGUGGUAAAGGGGGUGUUCUGCUUUCCUUGUGCCUCUCGGUUUUAAGUUGGGCGUGCGGCAAAAAUAGCAGCAGCAAUGUCUCUUUAGUGGUCGUAGCCAUCUGGGUUGGAUCCAAUUUUUUGAGCUGCGCACCACUUCCUCAAGGUGCACUCCUCGCACUCCUAUACAUGUCUGCUAAAUUACAGGUCGAUUUAAGCUAAACGUCUGCUUUCUUUGUAUAUUAUCGCUUAUGUGUUUGUACAUAUCGUGUUAGCAACGAUUCAAUUUCAUUUCACCAACAGCAAAUGCUUCUGGUGUAACCGUCUCAUCGUCUUAUUAAGCUUUUAUACUUUGUAAAAGAAUGAUCAUCUUUUGAGAAGACAAAGUCUUGUUCAGUUGUGCUGA